This is a messenger RNA of Drosophila subobscura, 977 nucleotides long. RefSeq names its product proteasome subunit alpha type-3 (gene Prosalpha7). The transcript has 3 exons. Gene Ontology annotation, cellular component: proteasome core complex; proteasome core complex, alpha-subunit complex; synapse. The record is from RefSeq and is a predicted model, not a curated record. Gene Ontology annotation, biological process: ubiquitin-dependent protein catabolic process. NCBI's taxonomy places the organism in Eukaryota, Metazoa, Arthropoda, Insecta, Diptera, Drosophilidae. The coding region runs from base 118 to 882 and encodes 254 amino acids.
GGCGGUAUAUUUGGGCUAUAAAUCCGCGGUCACACUUAUACCUAGUAAAGCAAAAGCCGUCAAAUCAUCGUCCAAACUAAUUUUUUGCAUAUAAAAAUUAAAAUUUAAAGCACCGCAAUGAGUACAAUCGGAACUGGUUAUGACUUGUCGGCAUCGCAGUUCUCGCCGGAUGGCCGUGUUUUCCAAAUUGACUAUGCCUCCAAGGCAGUGGAGAAGAGUGGCACCGUUGUUGGGAUCCGUGGCAAGGACUGCGUCAUUCUGGCCGUUGAGAAAAUAAUAACCAGUAAAUUAUAUGAGCCCGAUGCCGCUGGUCGCAUAUUCAUCGUUGAGAAGAACAUUGGCAUGGCCGUGGCUGGGCUGGUGGCUGACGGCAACUAUGUGGCUGAUAUUGCCCGCCAGGAGGCAGCAAACUACCGUCAGCAGUUCGAGCAAGUGAUUCCUUUGAAGCACCUAUGCGACCGCGUGUCUGCCUAUGUCCAUGCCUACACCUUGUACAGCGCAGUCCGUCCCUUUGGACUCUCCAUUAUCCUGGCCUCGUGGGAUGAAAAUGAUGGGCCGCAGCUCUACAAAAUUGAGCCAUCCGGCUCGUACUUUGGGUACUUUGCCUGCGCCAGUGGAAAAGCUAAGCAGGCGGCCAAGACCGAGAUGGAAAAGUCGCGAUUUGUAGACUUGAACACAGAAGAGCUAGUCAAAAAGGCUGGUGAAAUAAUUUACCGCGUUCAUGAUGAGCUCAAGGACAAGGACUUCCGUUUCGAAAUGGGUAUAGUUGGACGUGAUACCGAGGGCAUUUAUCAAAUCAAUCCCACGGUAUUAACCGAGGUGGCCAUAAAAGCCGGCGUAAAUGCCAAUGAGGAAGAUGACAGUGGGGAUGAGGCGCAUUAAUUUUUGUAUGGCAGUGAAUCUAAUUCUAGGCCCAAAAAUGUAACAUUCAUUUUCUAUUCUCUUUCGCGUAAUAAAUGAUCAUAUUUGGGAUAAAA